This is a messenger RNA of Siniperca chuatsi (mandarin fish), 9465 nucleotides long. RefSeq names its product spectrin repeat containing, nuclear envelope family member 3 (gene syne3). The transcript is spliced from 18 exons. Gene Ontology annotation, cellular component: cytoplasm; meiotic nuclear membrane microtubule tethering complex; nuclear outer membrane. NCBI's taxonomy places the organism in Eukaryota, Metazoa, Chordata, Actinopteri, Centrarchiformes, Sinipercidae. The coding region runs from base 169 to 3657 and encodes 1162 amino acids. The record is from RefSeq and is a predicted model, not a curated record. Gene Ontology annotation, molecular function: actin filament binding. Gene Ontology annotation, biological process: nuclear migration.
UGAAGGCAGCAUGACAAGCCGUGUGUUGACUCCAGCCCCCGGCGGCCUCGGCUCAACUUCCUUCCUGCCCCAACUUCACUGUACACAACACAGCAGGACAGUGUUCAAACCUUCAAACUAGCGGCUCCUCACACCUGAUGAACACAAAGCCGCCGCCCAGGACUGGUCAUGACGCAGCAGGAGCAGCAAGACUUCAUUGAGAGCCUGGAGGCAGCCCUCUCCUGGAUGCGGGCCAUCCAGGAGAGGCUGAAAGCCAAUGACAACACCCAGGGGCCACGUGAUGCCCUGGAGGCCCGACUCAAGGAGACAGAGGAAAUCCAUCAGUCGGAGCAUGAAGGCCGUUUGAAGAUGGACGUGGUGCUGGUGGCAGCCGAGAACCUUUUGCAGAGCGGCGAUGAGGAGCUGAGGAACCACACCCACGCUAAGCUCAAAGACCUGAAAAGCCUGUGGGAGGAGACCUGCACCUAUAUCAUCCACUGUCACAGUCGAAUUGAGUGGGUGUGGCUCCACUGGAGCGAGUACCUGAAGGCCUACGAGGAGUUUGAGCUGUGGCUGACGAGGCAACAGCGCAGUCUGGAUGUUGGGGUGGAGCUGCAGCUGGGGGUGAAGGAGAAGCUUUGGCAGGUGGACCAGCAAAGGGUGGUGGUGAGCGACAUCCACAGCCAGGCAGCGCUGCUGGAGAGGCUGCUGGAUGAGGCUUCUGCGCUGCACAACAGAACCCAGGACCCCAGUGUUGAGCCCCAGGCCCAGGAGAGGCUGCAGGAGGCCUACAACGAUGUCAGAGACAGAACUGAGGAGCGUCUGUCGCUGCUUCAGAAGAUUGCUGAGGAGCACCAGACAUACCAAGGCUGUGUUCAGAGGUUCCAGUCCUGGCUGCUGUCAAAAACCAAGGAGCUAACUGAUCUGAUGGAGAGGGAGGAUACCUCUGAGGACAAACUCAAAGCCUUACAAGCUUUGGACGACAGCGUGGCCGGCGAGGAGAAGACCCUGCAGCAUAUCGAGGGCAUGGUGGAGGUGGUGAGGAGCAACACCUCUCCUGCGGGGGCGGAGGUGGUGGUGGAGGAGGCAGAGGAGUUGAGGCUGGGCUGGCAGAGGCUGAGGCAGGGCCUGUGCGAGGCCGAGGAGGGCCUGCGCUCCAGCCUGGACUCCCAUAGUCAGUACAUGGCCAGGUGCCAGCGGCUGGGCGAAGACAUAGGCUGCCUCAGGGUGCUGCUGCAAGGGCUGGACCAGGAGCUGGAGGAGGGCCGCGAGGGUGGGGGCCGCACUGACCGCACAGAGGAGCAGAUGGUGGGCCAGUGGAGGAAAUACAUGGGUGUGAGGAAUACUCUGGCAGGGGAGGAGUCCCAAGUGGAACUUCUCAAGGCUCAGCUCAAGGAGCUCUUCAGGUUCUCAGAGGACUCGCGUCACCUUUCUGAUGAUGUCCUGGCUGUUGUCAAAGAACAUCAGAGUGUGAAAUGCAGAGCGACAAGGCUGUGUUCUGAGUCAGAGUCAGGGCUGAGAAACAUUCUCCAGGACCCACUGCUGGUCUACGCCCAGUGGAGCCACAUGGUCUCUCAGGCUCUGGAGGCUUCUGCUGAGGUUACUGACUUCUCCCACAUCGCCAUGUUGGUCCAGAACAUAGAGCGUCUGCUGAAGGACAGUGUCCAGCUGCAGGAGCGUUUCAGUCUGCUGCAGGUGAAGGGGGACCUGCUGGACUCUGUGUUCGGUCCUGAGAGGUCUGACGACCUGCAGGACGAGCUGAGUGCCGCCAUCAGGAACAGAGAGCUGCUGCACACUCAGCUGCUGCAGAGGAAGAGCAGGCUUCAGGGCUUAAUCUCAAGAACCAAGGACUUUGGUGAUGCCUAUGAGUUGAUUUGCUCUAAGCUGGCCAGUCUCCGGGACCAACUAAUAGCAGCUGACGGCCUCCAGCCUGACAUCCUGGCUAAGAAAAGCCAGUCUGACCAGUUCAGGGUGAUCCAGAAAGACCUGGAGGACUGCGAAGCCCACAUCACAGCGCUGGAGACUCUGGUCUCAUCCAGUCAGAGCAACAGGCCUCAGUUUGAGAGGCUCUUUUAUGACUGGAAACAUCUCUACAAGGCAGUCAGGGUGAAGGUGCAUGAGAAUGAAGAGAGCAUCGCAGACCAUGAGAGCUUCCACGACAGUCUGCUGAACAUAGAGAAGUGGCUGAUGAUCAUGAAGCAGAAGCUGGAGUCCUUCCACAGCCCCUCAGGAGAGUGGAGCAUAGAGGGCCGCCAGCACGAAGCUGAGAGAGCGCUUGAAGAGUUUCCAGAGAAGGAGCUUCAGCUGCAGCAUAUGGAAGUCCAUGGUCAGGGGGUUCUGGAGAAAACUUCAGAGGAGGGACAGGUCCACAUUCUGCGAGACAUGAAGCGCCUACGAGAGUCCUGGUUGGCCCUAUACAACAUUAGUCUCAAUCUUCACAGGCUGCUAAACAGCUCCACAGCGCAAACAGAGUCUGACUUAUGGAGGGUUGGAGGCCUCUUUGUAGACAGCACAUCCCUAACAACAGAGCUCAGGCUGGGGAAGGGGGGCAGUCAGGUCAGGACAGAAGACUCCAGGAGCCAGAGAGGCCAACAACAAGACAAGCCAGCAGAGGUGUAUGGAACCUUGGCUAGCUCUGGGCCAGCAAUAGGAGGACGCCUGGAGGGAGAGGCAGAAGAGGGGGUGAUGACGGGGCAGGGUGGGUGGAUCCAGGGCCAUGGUGAAGGUCACCUCAUUCUGACUGGACAAGACCAUGAACAUCUCAGCCCAUCAAGGACAGGCAAGGACAGUGGGCGCUCUUUUAAAGGAGACGAAGUAGAUUCCUCUGCUUGGAGUAUUUGCGGCAGAGCAGACCAGAAGGUUUCCAAAGACUCCACCACUGAUGGAAGCCCUGACAGUGAUAAAUCAACAGGGGGCAACAGCAGCAUCUUGGCUGGAGACAAAUGGGGAACAGCAUUUACUACAAAGGUCAGCUAUGGUGAGGGAGGAAGAAUGGACUCUGGUGAAGGCAGCAUGGAGGGAGGGGAAGGCCUGAGCUCAGGAGGAGGAGCGUUCAUGCUGUUCAGAAGGGACCCAGCCAAGCAACCAUCAACUACACCAAUGCAACCCACAAUGAGGGGAAGAGAACAGUACACAUCCAGGAAGAGGGAGUUUGAGGCCUGGCUGUCCAAAGAGAAUGACCUCCUCUCAGGGAUCCUCAGUACCAAGGGAGCAACACUCAGUGCCAAAGAACUCAAGAUCCGACAGGACACACUCUACGCUCUGAGAGCAGGAGUGACGUGGGGUCAGGAGCAGUUCCAGCUGUUGCUCCAGGAGAGUCAGGGCAGUGAAGCUGGUUCUGGACCAGCAGAAGAUGUGUGUCUGGAGGAGCUUCGCUACCGCUGGAUGCUCUAUAAGUCCAAACUGAAGGAUGUGAGAGAUGUCAGGGCCAGAACCAGUGCCAAGAGAGUCCAAGCCAAACAAGAGGAGCCGGCCAUCGCAGCAAAGGUGCAAAAGAGGCCUGGGUUGUUGCAGCGGGUGUGUCGGCUGGCUCUUCCGUUGUGGCUCCUCCUCCUGGCUCUGCUGCUCCUGGCCUUCCUGCUGCCCCUCAUGGACGAAGGCAACAGCUGCUCCCUCUCCAACAACUUCGCCAGAUCCUUCAACAUAAUGCUCCGUUACGAAGGGCCGCCACCCACAUAGGAAACCUGUAGAGAUAAUAUCAGUGGUAAUAUCUGAUCUCACUUUCUACAGCAACUUAUGUUGCUAUAAUGGACCACGGCUUAUGUAGGAAAUGUUGACUUGACUACUUAAGAUCCCACAUUCCCCUGCCCAUUGAUCAUCAUGUGUGACUGUAACAGAACACAAACAGGACCACACAACCUUCAGUUCCAUCUAAAAACUGUGCAGUUUCAUCUUCUUUUUAAAAACUACUUACUAAUAGCUUUGCUAACACCAGUGAAUCAUUUUUUCCUCCUUUAAUAUCAACUGUACUAGGACGGACCACAAUCUAUGAAGGAAACCACAACCUAGAGUAGCACGCACAUCUGCAAACAACAAAUCCCACUUUUUCCCGAUCCUUCUAUUCAUUCUGCUUCUACGCAUUCUGGCGUCACGUUUCGCUGACCUGAUUGGUCGAUAGAGCACAAGGCCCCAGGCUCACGAAACUCAGAUCAAACUAGGCAGUGCUGAUCAAAUAUGAAUCAAGAUUCUGUCACUGCAUUGCCUAUUUCCUCUCAAAUGUUUUCAGAAACACAUUUUAGUGUACUGUUUAGCUGUAAUUUGAGAAACCACCACCAUUUUCUUCCUGAUUACAUGAUUUGAGUAGGUUUUCUUUUAUGUUUGGGAUGAGACACGGAAAAAGUAUCAUUCAUUCAUCCAUGAUCUAUAUCUGCUUAUCCUGCACUGGGUCACUGGGGGGCGGGAGCCUUUACCUGCUCACACUGAUUGAGAGGCAGAGUACUGCCUCACCAUGAAACGUAAAAACAUUCAGUCCACAGUGUCUCAACUGUUGGAAGUUUCUUGUUAUAACAACAUACUAACUUGUCAUGUCACAACGAGAAACUUUGGUUUGGUAUUGUGUGAGAACAAGAAAGGUUUCUUGUUAAAACAUAAUAAUUUGGUAUGUGGUAAUAGUGAGAAAAACGUCAUUAUAACAUGAAAAUAUCUUGUUAUAACAUGAAAUCAUUAUAAUGAGAAGCUUAGCAGAUUUUUCAGACUUUUUCUUAUGGUGGUGGCAUUACGCUGCCUUACACUUCAGCUCUGUCCAGUCAUAAUCAGGCCUAGAUUCCAUUUGGUAGGGACUAAACAUAAAAAUCUGAAUUUUCAUGCAUAUAAAUCUUGAGAAGACACAAAACGAAACCUUGAUUCUGAAAACAGUGUCCAGAUGACUACGACUGAAACCUUUUCUACGAUAGAACACUCCUGGACGAAUGAGGGACUACACCGUCUUAAAACGAAACCUUAUUAAUAACAUUGGCUUGGUGAGAAUACUUUAAGCCCUGCUCUCAAACCUCUAUAAGUACUUAUCAGUUAACUGGAAUUCAUCCUUGCCUGGUAGUCAUUUAAAUGAAUGUCAUACUAUACAUAGGGUGAGAGAUGCUAAGCCAAAGUGAAAUGCUCAGUGGAUAAAAAUGUGGAACAUGUACCUGAAGAUCCAAACCAAAGACUACAACAACUGUACUGGACAUGAUACUGAAGCUAACACUGCAUUUCUGUUGAACUCUGGAUUCAUAUCUUCUCAGCAGCAACUAAUACCAUUAAUUACACCCUCCAUGUGUUCAAGUGGUCCGGCUUAGAAAACCAGGUUAGGAACAAAGACUCCAGUUAGAUUUUCUCUGCCUGAGGUAAAACAACACUUCAGCUAUUGUUGUGCUAAUGAUUUGUAGCAAUAUUAAAUAGCCAGUUUACAAAAAAAACUACAAGCUUUAUAUACAGUAUAUGUUAUGUUUAAUCUUUGUAAAGAUUUUAAGAUCAAAAAAGUACAUUUCUUAUUGUUAUACAAUCAACCGGGACUGUCAACUGUAUGUUCAUACUGAGAGCAACCUGGCUAAUGCUAAUCAUUCUGUUCUGACUGUGAGCAGUGAACAGAGAAAUCAGAUAUUUUCAUUGUCAGGAUGUUGACUUUGAUGUAGAAUCAAAGCACUGUACAAUUCUAGGGCUUUAAUUCUGUUUGCCAGCUAUGUUGACGCAUUAAAUCAGUAAAAUUAGAGUGUGGACUGCACUGCAUGGGCCCCAAUCUGAAUGUGGACUGUGGGUUCCAGUCAUUGGCUGGAAGCAGUGCUGUACAAUAACAGAGAGCCCAAGUCCUGACGCCCCCUCCGGGCUAGCUGCUGUUCCACUAGCAACAUCUCAUCUCAUUCUUUCAUCAGUCUUACUGAAAAAGUAAAGCAUGUUGCAGGGAUUUACUGUACGUAUUCUACAUUAUGAUAUAUGAUAAGUAGCUAAUUCAGCACUUGCUGUUUAUGAUUUUGUUGGCAUUUUUUAAAACUGCAGUUCCCAUGAAGUUUUUCCAGACCCCACAAUAACUGUUUCUCCCUUGUCCAUUAUAUCUACCUGAGCUCUCCUCUGAUGCUGUCUCUAAAACCCUUUAGCUGUUCAUAGAAUGUUUACGCGGUUCAGUCCAUCCUGUCCAUUUUCAAAUAUCCCAAUUUGACUGUCAGUCCGUCAAGCUGGUGAUACUUAACCCACAAUGGGCAUGGGCAUGGGCUCGUGGGACACAGUGUUCUUUAAAGGCAGCUAAAAACAGUAACAUCAACAAUUUAUUUAUUUAUUUUUUUUGUCAUGUAUUUACCAUCCCUGUCUACACAAAUGGAAUGAACUGUACGACAUUCUGUCGUUCAGGAACACAACCUGGAAGGUCUGGCUCCACUUUGGCUCUCUGUUGUGGAUUCAGGCUUUAGAGAGGCAGCAUAUUUCAAGUAAAUGAACACAGACAAAUGGCAGUCAGAGAGAGGAGAGAAAUUUCUUAAUAAAUUAAAUUUGAAAAUAACCAAGCUUGAAGAUUUACUCAACAAAAUCGCCCUCACCCAAUCCCAGGCACGAUACUUUGUUGGAACCUGUUGGGUGUUGCAGUCUUUCAUAUCAAAGUUGUUGAACAGUGGUUGAUCAUGUUGCUCACAGUGCGAACACACAGAUGUGCUUGACUGAUUCAGUAACAAUUUAGUAGAAGCAGUACACAUGAAGAAUCAUAAGCAUACGAUAGAAGGGGAUCUUUACUCCUACAAUGUUGACUGAUGACUGAUGAAAUGUACUGACGAUUGUACAGUGAAGGGGUGUGUGUGUGUGUGUGUGUGUGUGUGUGCGCACAGUCUACUCAUGUAGCUCUCCUCCCUCACACUUUCUUCACUGCUUAUAUAGUUUGACACAUUACCUCAUGGAAACCACAUCCACUGCUCUGAAUUAGAAAUGAGACGGACGGUUUAACGUUUGUUUACCAUUUGCAGAAUGUACCUUGAAAAACCAAAAAUCCUCCGUUUAGGUUGAUUCUGUCUGUAGUGCAUGCUCAAAGUUCUUUUGUGUUCUUGCAUGUACACUUAAGAUUUUUAAACCUUUAUUUUUAGUACUGAUUUCAUGACAGCUAAUCUGCUACUAUUGAUGCAGGAAUAAGGAGGUGUCCAUGAAUUUCAUACUUUAGGUCUUCUCAUGUGUCAGUAGGGUAAAAACAGUUUUCCUUUGUUCCUUCUGUGUCCCUUUUUUAACUGUACACCCAUCUCAUGAGAGCUGUUCAGAUACUUUUCUUUUCUGGAGGUGCUAUUUUGGCUUUAACACACGUGAUCUGUCUUUUUCACUGCCUAAACCAACAGUGAAAAUAAUUAGAAAGCCAUCUGCUGUGGCCCCUGACAUUUUUUUUGGACCACAGUGUGCUCUUGUUGCCAAUGCCCGAGCUGUAAACCUUCGCGAUCACCUUUCUCUUACAAACCCGAAAUAACUUGCAAUCGCUUUUUAUCCUGCAUUCUCUCUUUUUUCACACCACACACACCCUUAAAAAUACACCCGAACACCUCCACACUCCCUCACAAAUACGGUUACUUUCUCUUUGUUGGCUGGGUUUGUGUAUAUUAUUGACUUAUCAUGUUGCCAUGGCAACAGUGACCUAAUCAAGUUAAUCUUUUAUGUCUUAUACAACGACAACCUUACAAGUCCUCCAGCGUGUUUGGAAUUUGCUGUUAAAUUCAGCUUUUAUUUGGGAAUGAAAGAGCACAGGAGAGGACACUUGAGGAUUUGAAAAAUGUUAUAUUUCAACAUCACCAUCACCAUGGCAGUUUUUUUUCACAGCCUAAACCACCAGUGAAAACAAUUAGUUCCCUUUUAACACCCCCCCCCCAAAAAAAAAAAAGAAAACCUCACUGCCAUGAUGAAUGGCAGCUUCAAACUGCCUCCACACUGAUUUUUAAUUGCUUUCAGAGAAAUGUUUAGAGUUUUCUCAUGUAGCCCAGAACAGGAAGAGGGCGUUGUUCUUUCUGCACACAAAAAAUUACUUUGCAGAGAAAUAGUUUUUGCUUUUGCUGGGCAGUAUAUCAUCCUUUUCAAAAUGUUGUUUGAGUCUCUAUACUAGGGCUGUCACUGUUUCAAAAAAUGGAAUUUAGACACACAUAUUCAUUCAAAUUAAUUCAGAUGUAGCCCACAUAGCCUAGUUGUAAACUGCGUUGUAGAAUUGUCGUUCCGUUCAUUCGCUGCGUCUCUGCUGCCUCACUGAAUGACCAGCUAACAGCUGACUUCAGAUUUUUUUGUCAUGGUAACUUGGCUGUAAGGCAGAUGCAUUUUACGAAGUAGGUAAACGGACUGACCUUUAGCAAGUAUUUUACCAUCUGUGAUGUCAUAUUUUUUAUCAUAGUUUCCUAUAGGUGAUCAUAACACCUGGUACUUAAAACAGAUUAUUGGUUCUUAAACUUUCAAGUAGCUGAAAAUAAAUGCAUAUGCUAAAUAUUUGCAAAUCGCUUCUUGCUAUUAGCUCUCACAGACUCCCCCACUCCCUCCAUCAAUCCUUUGCUGAGCAAAGUGUUAUGCACAGCGCAAGAGCCUAGUUUUUCCACUAUAAUGUGAACACAGGCUUUAUAUAGUCAAACCCCAAUCUGUUUAGAGACUAACAUAAUCUGGUCAAAAGCAGGAACUGAGCUGUCCUAUCUGCUAUUGGCUGGUCGUAAGUGCCAUGUCAUGUCAAUCAAAAUACUUAAUUAACUACUUAAUUGUCUGUCAGGUGUCUGUUAAAACUUUAAAUCAGGUAUCUCAAACAUAGUUCCGGCCAACACUGUUGACACUGGUUUCUGAGGUUUCCUGAAACAAAAAUAAUGGACAAGGUGGAGGUGAAGAAAAUACAAUGGUGACAUUGCCACCAGAUGUCAGGCAUCUCAGAGGUUUUCACAGACUUCUAAUGUGUAAAUAUGCUACAUGUAGCAUCACAUAUUACUGAAGACAUACAGUUAUCGUGGCCUUAAAGCUUUAUGUAUACCAUCCAGUUGAUCAGCUGUACUCAGUGCCAUAACCGCAUGUAUUUAUUAUUACUGUAUAACAACCGUAUAAGGUUUAGUCCUGUCAUGUGUUAAUGCUGCAUUGUACACUGAAUCAAUAAUUAGGCUCCAUGGCACUGCUUAUUGUACUGCUCUGCUCUGUCUUCUAUUAUGUAUGUGUCCCUUUAGAGAAGCCUAUUCAAUGCCUGGCUCAAAUCCUACAUUAUUGCGUGUCCAUUGAUAACUUAUGCAACAUAAGAAAUGACUUGAAUCCCCUGAGCACAACUGGUUCUUUAGAUACAGUAUGUGCGACAUACAGAAGAAAAGCUGUCAGAAUAGAAUAGUACACUUGUUAUGCAAAAAUGUCCUGAAUGCCUGUGUCUGCUCUCAGAUCGUAUUCAUUAUGAAAAUGCACAGGUAAUGAUUGACAAGCAAGAGAUUUUUUGUAAAAUGAUACAAUUCUAUUUUAUUAACAUUUUAAAACAGAGUAGAAAUGCUUCAUUUUAUUCAAGAGAGCUUGUAUGAUUAAAUAAAAAUGCAAUUUAAAUAUUCUGUGCUGGAA